Molecule: messenger RNA, 825 nt
Organism: Patiria miniata (bat star)
Lineage: Eukaryota; Metazoa; Echinodermata; Asteroidea; Valvatida; Asterinidae
Product: sushi repeat-containing protein SRPX2-like
Exons: 5
Coding region: 1-825 (274 amino acids)
Source: RefSeq, a predicted model, not a curated record
AUGAAUGUGUAUGAGGUAUAUCGCACAUCUGGGCCCACGUCUGGCAGUCGAUUCAAUGAAGGCCUGACUACAAUCACCUACCAAGCCAGAGAUGGAGCUGGGAAUGUUGCUUAUUGUUACAUCAGGAUCACUGUUAAUGUGCUGCGAUGUCCAAGUGUUGGAUCAAGCAGUCAUAGGUCACAUAGCUGCUCCAAAACAAACAUAGCUGGCUCAGUCUGCACCUUCCACUGCUCGACUGGAUACAACUUGGUUGGGUCAUCCGCUGUCACUUGUCAGACCAACCGUGUCUGGAAUAGGGGAUUUCCAACAUGUCAAGUGCGAACUUGCAGCCCGUCAUUGACAAAUCUCGCUAAUGGACAAAUUUCCUGUACCAACUCCAACCGAUGGAACAGUGUGUGUACGUUUAGGUGCAACACAGGGUAUGGGUUGUCAUCUGGUGGAAGCACCUACACAAGAACAUGCAGUAACAGUUGGUCGGGAACGUCUCCAACUUGUACAGAUAACCGGGCACCAAGUAUAACCUGCCCAAGCUCUAUCUCUGUCGAAGCAGAGGACAGACUGACCAGUGCUGUGGUUUCCUGGGUUGUACCAGUGGCUUCGGAUAAUGUACCGUCAGGCUUGACAGUUACUCGGACACAAGGCACAGCCCCAGGCAGUCGCUUCAAUCAAGGGUCUCAUGCAAUACGGUACAGGGCUGCAGAUGCUGCAGGCAAUACGCGAGACUGUACUUUCUCUGUAACUGUCAGAGGUAUGUACUUGUGUAUAGACCCAAAUGAGAUGCAUUUCUCAAAGUCAAUUUCCUAUUCAGUUCUUAUGAUUGAUUGA